This is a messenger RNA of Oreochromis aureus, 4708 nucleotides long. It is a transcript of the gene smarcal1, whose product is annotated as SWI/SNF related, matrix associated, actin dependent regulator of chromatin, subfamily a-like 1. Bases 585 to 3287 code for a protein of 900 amino acids. The transcript has 17 exons. Gene Ontology annotation, biological process: replication fork processing; DNA repair. Gene Ontology annotation, cellular component: nuclear replication fork. The record is from RefSeq and is a predicted model, not a curated record. NCBI's taxonomy places the organism in Eukaryota, Metazoa, Chordata, Actinopteri, Cichliformes, Cichlidae. Gene Ontology annotation, molecular function: ATP-dependent chromatin remodeler activity; ATP binding.
AAUGUAAAUGUUUUUACGUAAACAUUUAGCAAUAGUGUCACCUACAAAGUGGAGAUUCACAAAUUGCAAAUUUUUUUUUAAAUAUUUUCCUGUUUUUUUUAAGCUAACAUAUUCGUGGUUUUUAUCAGUACUAAAUGAUUUUAAAGCUGGGGUUAAUGGCAAUAAAAACGUCUUCACUACCUGCACGUGCAGGGUUGUUUUCCUACGUCACUUCCUGCGCGCCAGAUCCUGAACUAAGAAGUUGUAAACUAGCGCUAAAAGUUUCUGCUGACAAUCUUUUUGCAGACUUCGCUGUUUUUAGAUUGCAUUUUGGGGUCAUCUGCUUCAGACGGCUUAAAGUUCACGUAUGUGUAAUGCUACUGUGGUUGUUCCGAUAAUAUUAUGUGGCUAAGUUUGACUGUUAGCAGCCAGAUUAGGGUCGCUAGCUGCUACCAUUAGCAACAGAAGCAGCAGUGCAGAUAACGUCAAACAAAACGCAGUUAGUAGCUCUAAAAGGCAACAUGGAUCUACACAGAUCACCUUUUUGCAGACGUAGGGUGUCUUAGAUUGUAGCCGAUGUCUGCUAGAUAGCUCUAGCUGUCAACAUGUCUAAUCAGCUGACUGCAGAGCAACAGCGAAUGAUUGAGGAGAACAGGCGGAAGGCUUUAGAAAGACGAGCCCAAAGACUUGGACAGGCUAACAGCACCAAUGUUAAGCCCCCAGUAGGCUCCAAAAGUACUUCAGUGCAAACACAGCUCCCCAAACAGAGUCCGGAUCCUGUUGCCUCAGUUCAGCACAGAGAAACCUCAGUUUCGGGACCAAAAUGCUUCCCCCCUCCCUUAAAAAGGGAACCACAGAGCCAAAGUCAGCAGCAGCUGCCUGGCACUAGCAGCCACUUCAACCAAAGCACUGUGUGUAAUUCUGCAUCUUCAAACCAGACACAAGUUACCAACUCAAUUCCUUCGAAAAGUCAACAUUUGAGGAGCUCCGUCUUGUCUCCUGAAGGAAGCGUCCCCGUGGGGCCAGUUCAGGGCAAACAUCAACUCUCAUCCAGCAGCUCCGGAGGUGCAGUUGGCUCAUUUUACAAGCAGCCCAGUAAACCUGCUCAGAGUCAAGUGGCACAGCUUUCCUCUAACCCCACCUCUACAAAUGUCAUACCUGCAAAAAAGCCUUCCAUCUCUGUAAGGGGAAGAUGUGUACCUCACACAGAAGACCGUUUCAGGGUAGAAGUGAGCUACCAUGCAGGGCUUAUUGCUGUUUUCAAGUCCAUUCCCUCAAAAAAUUAUGAUCCUGCCACCAAGAUGUGGAACUUUAGUCUGGAGGACUACCGACAGCUAAUGGAGGAAGCAGCUGCCAUUCCCUCGGUGUCUUUGAGACCGUUGGAGGGAAUGGAAGCGGUGGACGUGGCAGAGGCCACCAGCCGAGCUCGUGACGGCGCGGCCCUGGCAGCGCUGCUCAAGUUAUGUAAUGGCUGGCAGAAACCCGGAGCCACUUUGCAGGGCCAGUGCAUUCUCGUGUCCCAGACAAAGUUUGAGGUGGACAUUGGCUACCAUGUUGAUGUCAUUGCAGCGUUCAAGCAAAUGCCAACAAAGAGCUACGACAUGAAAACAAGAAAGUGGAAUUUUUCACUCGAGGACUACAAGAGACUCAUGGAUCUCCUCAGUGGGAUAGCAGCAGUGGAGGUGGAGCCUCUUCCCAGGGCAAUAAUCCAGGCUUUCUCUGCCAGGUUUGAUGGGACUGAAGCCAGGAUUUUAAACGUCCCUGAGGCAGACCUCUCUAGCAUCGACCCCUCUCUCACCCGAAGCCUCAUGCCCUUCCAGAGGGAGGGAGUCAACUUUGCAGUGUCUAAACAGGGCCGCCUCCUCCUGGCUGAUGACAUGGGCCUGGGAAAGACUAUUCAGGCCAUCUGUAUAGCAGCUUAUUACAGAAAGGAGUGGCCUUUGUUGGUGGUGACUCCGUCCUCUGUACGAUUCACCUGGGCUGAGGCCUUCAGACGCUGGCUUCCCUCCUUGACUCCUGACAGCAUCAACGUAGUGGUGAAGGCCAAAGACAGUCUGCGGUCUGGUUUGAUCAGCAUCAUCAGCUAUGACCUGCUGAGCAGGAUGGACAAGCAGCAGCCAGGAAAUCCCUUCAAUGUUCUCAUCAUGGAUGAGUCUCACUUUCUGAAAAACAUGAAGACUGCUCGUUGUAAAGCAGCAUUGCCUCUGCUGAAGGUAGCGAAGCGAGUGAUCCUCCUGUCGGGGACCCCCGCCAUGUCCAGACCGGCUGAGCUGUACACUCAGAUUUUGGCCGUCAGACCGACGCUCUUUCCACGCUUCCAUGAGUUUGGGAUCCGCUAUUGUGAUGCCAGACAGAUGACUUGGGGCUGGGACUACACGGGCUCUUCUAAUCUUGGAGAGCUGAAGCUGUUAUUGGAAGAGUGUCUGAUGCUGCGCCGUCUCAAGUCUGAGGUCCUUUCCCAGCUUCCCGCUAAGCAGCGCAAGGUGGUCACGGUGACCAUCGAUGGAAUCAACACCCGCACGAAAGCAGCUCUGUCAGCUGCAGCCAAGCAGUUGGCCAAAGGACAUCGCAAUAAAAUGGAAGAGAAGGAAGCCCUCCUCGUCUUUUAUAACCACACAGCCGAAGCCAAGCUACAAGCCAUUAUGGAGUACAUCACAGACAUGCUGGAGUGUGGGAGGGAGAAGUUUCUCGUGUUUGCCCAUCAUAAAUUAGUCCUGGAUCAUAUCACAACCGAGCUGGAGAAAAAAAAUGUCGAUUUUAUCCGUAUUGAUGGGAGCACUCCGUCAGCGGAGCGACAGCAGCUGUGCGAAAGGUUUCAGUACUCAGCAAAGACCUGUGUGGCGGUACUGUCCAUCACUGCAGCUAAUAUGGGCCUAACCCUGCACUCUGCAGACCUGGUGAUCUUCGCUGAGCUUUUCUGGAACCCCGGGGUUCUCAUUCAGGCAGAGGAUAGAGUUCAUCGUAUUGGACAAACCAGCAGUGUGAACAUUCACUACCUGGUUGCCAAGGGAACUGCUGAUGAUCACCUAUGGCCCAUGAUCCAGGAAAAAAUGAAUGUCCUGGAGCAAGUGGGUCUUUCCGAGUCAAACUUCUCGGAAACUGCAGAAAACACCAGCUUCCACUCAAAGGAUCCUACCCAGAGGAGCAUCAUGGAGAUGUUCCAGAGAUCUUUCUCUGAGGAUGACGACAUGGAUGAGGCUAUCUUAUUGGAGGCUGCAAAUGACUGGGAGGACACUCCGCCCGAAUCCACGUCUACGCAGCACCGCGGCACUAGUACGGACAAGCAGUGGAGCUACAAAGACCGAUGAUUGACCAAUUUUAUUGCCAUAAUUUUUUUGGGUUUGCCCAUGGAGCAAAGCCUAGUCCUACAUCUCAGCUACAUCAUGCCUGCACAGAGUUGAAAGUUAUUUUAAUGGGUGAAAACUACAAUAAAUCUUUUUGUUUUGCUAAUACAGGAAAAUGUGAAGAAUUUUUUUUUUUUUUACCAUCCUUUUGACAGCCUUUAAGUUGCAUGGUGGCUGGAUUACAUGUUUAAACUCCUUCAAGAUACUUCAGAUUAACUUGGAUUAAAAUAUAGUCAUUUAUAGGUUUUAAAUUUAUAGACUGUAUGUAAAAGAAGGAUGUUGCCACCCGUGAUGUAACUGUUAGUUUGUGAUUUUUUUGCUUUGAAGCCAGAAAUGACCAAAUUUACAUGAAUGUGGCGUGCUAAAUUAUCAGCAAAUGAUAGGAGGCUUUUUUAGCAAGAUAAGCCAUAAACUAAUACACAGUACAGACAAUUCCAAAUACAAUAACACAACCAAAGUUUAACUUUGAAACUCAAAACUAAGAUAGGCAAGAAGUCCAGUUCAUUGACUCAGAUUAGAUUAGAAUGGUUGACAAACUAUUUAGAGCCAAGUAGAAGACUGAUAAAAUAUUUCUUUCACUCACCAAAACUGAGCAAAACCUUUGUGGAUCUUUUAAUUUUACCACAUACUAAGCCGUCUUAUGAGUCAGAUAUUUCCACUAGAGACGCUCCAUUAGGCAUCUUCACUACAAACUGGAAGCAGCAUAUGUUGGCCUGUCUGUUAGUAAAAGUAGCCAUGCCCCUAAUUUUAAGCUUUAACAGUCCCCAAAUGGGCCAGUUUAACCUUAGUUUCUCAUUGCUCUUGUGCAUUUACUAUGAACAGGGACAUUAGCUCCUUAUUCAUUUUCUUAACAGAUCAUCCCAUUCAGGGUUGUGGGUGGGCUGAAGCCUGUCCAGGUUGUCAUAUGGUGAGUGGAGGUGUACACCCUGGACAGGCGACCAGACACCAAAAAACCCCCAAUUUUUCAUACCAGGCUGAAAGCUUGUUAUUUAAUUGGCUGAAAUUUUAACAUAGGAGGCUAUGGGGAUUGAUUUGCUUUUGGAGCCACCCUUAAGAGGGAGGACAAGCCUUGAGAGGAACUGCAGUUUUUUCCAUUUCCAUGUUGCCUUCAUUUUUCAGUCCUGGAGGUUGCCAGGUGGUUGAAUUCUGAAAUCCUUUUUCAAAUGAUCUGCAAUGAAUACUAAUACUAACAAUUAUGUAGCUUUUUAGAGCUGUUAGAUAUUUUCUUUAUUCAUGCACCUCAUUUAGGUAGCUUCAGUGUGUAAUUUAUGUCCCAUUGUUAAAGCAAUAUCCUGCAAUAAUUACGGUAAGCGGAAAAAACUCUAGCCUAAUCGCUCUGUUACCGUCCCCUGUACUCACCCCUUAAAUAAACAGGAGUAACACUC